Messenger RNA from Pomacea canaliculata, 1679 nucleotides. RefSeq names its product E3 ubiquitin-protein ligase RNF115-like. Bases 38 to 934 code for a protein of 298 amino acids. The record is from RefSeq and is a predicted model, not a curated record. Gene Ontology annotation, biological process: positive regulation of DNA-templated transcription; ubiquitin-dependent protein catabolic process; protein ubiquitination. Gene Ontology annotation, molecular function: ubiquitin protein ligase activity. Lineage: Eukaryota; Metazoa; Mollusca; Gastropoda; Architaenioglossa; Ampullariidae. Gene Ontology annotation, cellular component: nucleoplasm; cytoplasm. The transcript has 9 exons.
AUCGUUCAGCGGAAGUAGUACACAUUGUGAAAACAAAAUGGCAGAAGCUGCUGUAGAGAGUCCUCCUUGUUCCAGUCGAUUCUACUGUCAUCAAUGUUCUACAGAAAUUACACCUAAUCUUCCUGAUUACACUUGUCCAACAUGCAACAGUGGAUUUAUAGAAGAAGUCACUGUGUCAAAUACUGUUAGUGGUUCUGGGUCUAAUGCGUCUUUGGGUCGAAACUCCCAGGACCCUGCAUCACGGUUUGAGGAGCUUUGGACUCAGACAUUGCUAGGCCCAGCAUUUGUCAUGGAAUCACAAAGCCUUUCAAACGCUGGACGAAGGAAUGGACAGGGACAGAAUUUGUCAGAGGGGCAACCUGGACCAUCUGGCACGCAGCCGACUGUGAGACUGGUCAGACCUGCUCGCAAUCCCUACUUGGAAGGUCUUAUCAGCUAUUUCCUGAGCAGACUCGGAGAUCAAGCAGUUCAGGGAAUUCCAAUAAACAUGUUCCAACUUCAUGGCAACCCUGCUGACUAUGCCUGGGGAGCAGGAGGCCUGGACACCAUCAUCACACAGCUACUGAAUCAGCUGGAAUCCUCAGGUCCGCCACCAGCAGAGCCAGAAAAGAUCAAUGGUCUCCCCACAGUUAAAAUAUCAGAGAGUCAAGUUGAACAUAUUUUACAGUGUUCUAUAUGUAUGGAGGAUUUUCACCUGGAUGAAGAGGUGAAGCGCUUGCCUUGUGAUCAUCACUAUCAUGAAGAAUGCAUUAUUCGUUGGCUAGAACUGCAUGGUACAUGUCCAGUGUGUCGUAAGGACCUGAAUGGGCAGGACACCUCCACCAAAGAUGAAGCCCUCAUGCCACCUCUCGACAGCAAUACUGCUUCUCCGCCAGACUUCGCUCCAUCCUCUGCCAGUAACACAUCCAUGGACUCCAGCCCUAGCCUUGACUGAAAACUGUGAUUCAAAUGGAAUGAUUGUGUGAUGAUGAUUCUAUGAUUGGUGCAGUCUGUAUAACUGUGUGCAGAUGUGUGAAUGCUAGGAAAAAAUAAGUGCUUUAGUUAUUUGCCUCCCCCUCCCAGAGAAAAAAUAUGGUCCAUAGGCUUUGAUGUCAUGAUGGCAAGUGACCCUGGAUAGUGUUCCUCAAAUCAUAACAAAGGGUUUCUUUUUUUAGCAUUCAGUUUCCUUCUGUGUUUUUUGUUCAUUCCAUAGAAUCCUAAGGGAACAGCUUGCAGAGCUGUACAGCACCAAACAGUAGAGUUGACUUGAAUAUGUGCAUCAGUAUGAGAAAGGAUCGUAGGACUAGUAUUGACAAUAAUAGCAAUAUAUAUAUAUAUUGAUACUUCAUUCUUGAUAAAGGGGAGUUGGUUUUAAAAUUUUAUGAGAUUAAAAUAACAAAAUGAUUUAGGGAAAGAUGUUUAAAUUUUAUAAUGGCUGUCACCGAAAAUGCAGUGAAGUCAGCAGUACACUCAUCAAAUAUGCAGCAAGGAAGAAGUGGCAUAUUUUGUGAAAAACAGAGUUGUGACCAUUUCAGAUACGUGGAUUCGGCCUAGUGAUAGCUUUCUGUAAGGCUGCCUGUCAUCCUUAAUUAACCCCAUUGAACUUCAGUUAGUUUUCCUUGCUGCUGUUAUAUUGUAUACAUUGUAAAUCAAUUACUGUUGUCAUUUAUGUGACUGUCAAUAAACUUGAUACUAUAUUC